Messenger RNA from Homalodisca vitripennis (glassy-winged sharpshooter), 16452 nucleotides. RefSeq lists its product as uncharacterized. The record is from RefSeq and is a predicted model, not a curated record. Lineage: Eukaryota; Metazoa; Arthropoda; Insecta; Hemiptera; Cicadellidae. The transcript is spliced from 7 exons. The coding region runs from base 380 to 6073 and encodes 1897 amino acids.
CUCGAGCCAACUUCAAGCUAGGAAAGAAAACAACUCCAUUUUGUUUGGCUAAAACUUAGUGGUAUUUUAUUCUCGAUCUCACUGUGAUUUGUGGUUUAUUUUAUAACAAGUGUUGUGUAAUGUUACUAGUGUUUACGCAUUAAAUUACACUUACGAAUUUGUAUGGUGUUUAAAAAAUAAACGUAUCUAACAUUAGUGUUUUAUUUUGUUUUAUUCCGUAGACUUUUAGCUGCCAGACAUGGCGUUAGGGUUAGAAGAACUUUUUAGGUAGAAACGCCAUUGAAGAAGAUUAAUCAUUUUGUAAUUGGGAAAAUGUAACAAUACGAAAGACGAGCCUAGUCGAUAUUUUGGCGUGGACUCCCUAAGUUAUCGGAAUAAAAUGGUUGAAGAAACUGCAGUUGUCGACAUGGAGGAAGUAGAAUCAGAAGACGGAAACUCCGAAAUAGAUCUAGAUUUUGAUUUCAACGAUGACAUAAAAGAGAGUCUUGACAUACUACUUAGCGUGCCAUUGGUAUUUGAGGAUGACAGUAGUGAUGAAGAAGGAGAUACAGUGGAGGAAGCUAGAGCCGAUAAGUCGCGAGGAGACAGUGUGGAAAGACAGUUGGAAGAAUUGUUUGUCGAGGAUAAGGAUGGCCGUGAAGAGAGUGCGAGUAAGGACACGGGUCUUGAGAAUAUUUCUGACAACGAAUUCGAUGGACCAGAGUCGGGGGAAUGUGAUACUUCGGACGGUGAACUCCCUGACAGCCCGAGUAUUGUCGUCACCUUGCCAAGCUCUCAUUCGAUUGACGUGCAAGGGGCUGUGGAUGUGUCACUCGACGAGGAAGACAGUGAUAUAGAACUGUUGGAUGAAUACACAAAUAAAAGCAGGAGUUAUUAUGAUGCAUCUCCUCAUAAAGUCAUGUCCAAGCCUGAACGGGAGGUCAUUAUUGAGUGUAGAAAUGAUCAAGAGAAUAUAAAAUUCAGGGACAAAAAAGAAAAAGGCUCGGGUAAAGCUAAAGCCAGAUAUAAAACCAAAGACAAAAAAGACAAGAACAAAAAGAGAGGCGAAAGCGAAAUAACUGAUGAAGAUACGAAAAGAAAGCUAAAACUCAAAAAGUAUGUCGCAAGAUUGAAUCAGUACAAAGCAAAAUGUUUAGAGUACAUGAAUCAAAUUUCAAAGAAGUGUGAAACUAUUAGAAAAGACGAAAAGAAUAAAAUAAAAUCCGAGAGUAGCAAGAUAAGAGCUCUUAAAGAAGAGGAGUCUAGGCUUAAAUCUAUUGUGGGGAAAAUUCGGAGGGAAAGAGAACUUUCACCGCAAAGUUCAACCUCUUCCAAAUUUGACAAAACCUCGCGUGUUUUAUCAGUAGACGAUUUGUCGAAAAGGAGAUCAGAUUCUACCGACAAAGAACGGAAGUCAAGAUCCGAGAAGAAGUAUAAGAGUAAGUCAAAGGAAUUAAAAGAACACAAAUUAAAGUACCAACAGUAUAUUAAAUACUUGCAGUCUGAGAGAGAAAAAUGUUUUGAAGAAAAGAUGGUUUUCGACAAACACAAGCACAAAUCUAAACGAAAACAUAGAAAAAGUAAAUCGUCCAGUCCUGAAAAAAUGAAAGAAAGAAAAAAGUUUCGUCCUCCUGUUUUGUCUUUUUCAGAAUUUUGCAACAGUCGUGAAAAUCCUUCUCCGGAAAACAUUAUACUGAGAAAACCUAUGGACACUAGUCCCCCAACCAAAUUUGAGAAAAGAGACUCAGCUGUAUCUGUAGACUCAUUAGCAACAUCCUCAUCUGUACAUAGCCACAUUGAUCAUGUUGAUGAUGACAAGGAACUAUUCAUAACCUACUCAGAUCUUGUGGAACAAGAUAAGAUUCAGGAAAGCAAGAAAUUGGAAGAAGAUAAGGAUAACGUAGAGAAUAUUUUAGAAAAGGAUCCAGAACUACAAAGCAUAUCUGUGUUCACGAGUGUGUUAUUUAAAGGUUCAAAAGAUUCUGAAGGAAUACCUUUUAUGGAAGAAGGCCAACCGCCAAGCCCAAGGAAGGAGACCUUGAAACCAAAGCCAACCUUUACACAGCCCUCUGGGCCCGAUGAAAUUUAUGAUUGGAAUGAUGACUUAUCAACAAUUUCCCAGUCUAGUUUCUCGCCAUCUAGAUCUCCCGUACCUAAGCUACAUAAUAGAUCGAUUUUGAAUUAUUUAGAAAACCAAAAAGAGCGGUCUGAUAAAAAGAGAAUUAAGCUCGCCGAAGAAAAGACGCACAAAUCUUCUCGUUCUCGAUCGAGAAGCCCAAAAGCAGUAAAAUCUAAAUUAAAAAAGAAAAAAAGAAAGCAUUAUUCGUCCGUAUCAAUGUCACCUUCACCACCUCCCCUGAAAGUGAGAUCUCCGGACGGUUACAAAAAGAGGACAUCGCCGCCAGCAUACCUGAAGGAACGAUGGAAAGACUAUCCUUCUCCCCAUGAACGUAAGAGAGAACACUAUGAACGACCAUCAAGAAGUCGUCGGCGAUCUCGAUCACGUACGCGGACAAGGAUCCCGACCCACCACCGCAGCCGGUCGUCCAGCGAGGAGCGCCACUAUCGCCGUCAUCGCUCGCCCAGCCCCACCAUGGUGCAGAUCUCUGUGGCGGAGAAGCGCCGCAAGCUCAAGGAAGAGCACGAGAGAGCCUUGGCCUUGCUGAGGGUCAGCAACACCAAGCCGCAACCGACAACACCUUUAUCCAUCACCUUCACAUCGAAUGGUGACAACUAUGAAACUGUCCGAGACAACUAUGAUCCUGUCGUUAUGAAUGAGGGCAGUUCGUCACCGAGUGUGCCAGAUGUGCCAGUUGACACGUCCACACCUGCACUGCCCCCGCUGCCUCCAGGUCUGCCUCCAGAGCCGCCUCCAGUGCCACCCCCACCAACUGCCAGCGACUCUACAGUCGUCACCACUUACACUUCCUUUGUUCCUCUUCCCAACACCACUCUGAUGCCUCCUCAGCACCAUCCUAAUGAUAUGGUUGUUCCUAUGGGUUAUCCUGACGUUCAUCAGAUUGGUCCUGCGUUUAAUAACUGGAUGCCGAUGGGGGAUAUGGGGUCAAAUGUGCAGCACCAUAUGUAUACACAGCCACAAAUGAUGAGUAACUAUGAUCAGUACAGUGCUCCCCAUCAACAGGCCUUUCCGUUCUUGAAUCAACCGCCACCACCUUUGCCAUAUCAGAUGCAAAUGCCUCCUCCAUGCCAUCAACAUUACCGGAUGCCUAAUCAAGGCCACUUGUCAAACAUCAAUUUAAUAAGUGUCCAUCAAGAAAUUAAAAAUGUAAACUCAAAACCUGUGGUCAUAACUCAAUUGCCUGACAGUCCAGACAAUGAUUUUCCUAAAAGUCUGCACAAUGUACAUCCGAUUGAGUCCAGCAAGAAAUGUAAACACAAUCCACUGGGACAAAACAACCAAACUGUACAAGAAGCGAUAAACAGUGUUAAAAAGUGCCUAAAAACCUGUGAUGGAAUGAAAAACAAAGACCCAAGACUUGCUCCGGUGGAAAUCAGAAGCAGAUCACCAGAAAAAAUUGAAUCUUCAUCAUCUAAUAGUGGCAGUGUUAGCCAAUAUGAUGAUAGAAAGGUGAAAAUCAAACUCAACUACAAGCCUAGACCAGUCACAGCUGUUGAUCAGGCUAAUAGUUUGGAACCAGAGUUUGAUGUGGAGUCAAAAUCUAUGAAUACUGCAGAAUCAAAUGAAACUGUUAAAACAGACAAAUACAUAGAGAAAAACUGUAAAAUAGAAGGUAUUGUUUCCAAGCUUAAAGAUACUAUUAGUACAAGUUCGGGUAAUGUAGAAAAGAAUGACGUCUCAAUGCAAUCACCAAACAAUGGGAGAGCUAAGGUAGGAGAUGAGCCUUACGAUCCUUGUAACAACAGUGAUGAAAAUACUGAAGAAUGUGUUAUAAAAGAAACAUCACAAAUAAGUAUAUCAGAAACCAUCAUUAACAAAAAAGUACAGAGUAAUGUAACAACAAACUCAAAACCUAAAUUGUCAGAGUCUCAAGUAAAACAAAUUAAUGCUCAAGUUGACAAAUCUUUUGCAUUUGUUUUGUCACAUUCAAUUGGAAGGAAGCGUCUUACACCAACUUUGGAAAGUAUUAAUGCAAAGAAAACAGAACAUCAGAACAGGUGUAAUCUUGAUUCUAAACCAUCUAAUCAGACUACAACGCUUCAAUUGAAGCAAAAAGAUAAGGACACUAUAUCUGUAAAAAGUACUGAAUUAAGUGACAGUUUGGUGAACGUCCAGAAAGAUAGUGAAAAUGAAUCCUUAUUCAGUAAACCUCAUGAGCCAAUAACAAAAAAGAAAUCGGAAGAGCAGCUCUCUUUAUACAAACCUCGUCAGGUGAUUCAGAAAUCUGAUUUGAGUAUUUUUCAACAUGCAUUUAAAACUGUUCAUAAUAAAGAAGGAGAAGUUAAUUCAGAAAAACUAGGCAAAGAUAAUGUUCCAGACUUAAAUGUAAACAAUUUACAUAAUAAAACAGAAGUUCUAUCAAAGGAUUUUGGAAGAGAGAGUAGAAAAAAGAACAAUGAUAAACGAAUAAGUGAAGUAGAACAAGUCGCUGAUUCUGAACAGAAAGCUACAAACACUCUUAAGCAUUGCCUUCCUGGUUCCGAGGGUAACUCAGUAAUUCCUCAGUUAUCUAACACUAUAGAUGAACUACAAAAACUAGAACAGGAGUCAGAUGUAAACGUUCUUACAGAUGUAAAAACAUGUUUAUCUGAUGAGAAAGAUAAAGAUACCACUGACUCGGCUAAGAAUAAAGUUGCUACAUAUUCUGACAAAAACCAGGAAAUAGACACUGCAAAUAAAAAUUCGGCAAUAGUUGUGGCCAGUCCUCAUUUGGAGAAAAACCAACAAAACAAAUCAUCUACACUGAAAGACAAUUCAGAAGUUGGUAUAGGUGAUAGUAAAAAUCAGGUUAAAGCUUCAUCAUUUUCUCUACAAAUUCAACAGGAAGUAAACCCUCCCAAAUGUGAUGUUGAAAAAGAGCAACCCUUAUCUGAUGUGAAGAGUAGUUUAACCACUGAGAGAAGAAUACCUGUUCUAUCAAUCCCAACAAAAGGAGAGUUAAAACGGUUUCCUACCCCUGAAAGAACUGAUCCAAAAAUAUCCAAAUCAUUAAUUCAAGAAAAACACAGUGAUAAGUCCAAAUCUGUAGAAGUCAAAGUUUCAAUGACAAAAAAUAACACAGAUAGAAAUGGUGUUAAGGUCAAUUCUAAAGAAAAAGUCAUGGAAUCUGAGUUUUCAAAAAAUGUUGUCGAGUCUAUUCUUCAUGAUUUUGAGGACAGUAAUUCUACUGGAUCAGAUUGUCAAGGUAGUGGGAAUGAUAAACAUAAGCACUCUAAGAAGAAGACGAGACACUCAUCCCACUCAAGCAGUUCUGAUAUCUCACGAGAAACAGUAGAUAACAUAAAUAUAGCUGAUAUGGUACAUAUUACACCACCAAUUAAAUCUUCUGUUGACGAUAAUUCGAAGAUAAAUACAGAUGAAAUGAAAACAGACAUUAGUGAAACUAAGUCAUUGAAGUACAAUGAUGGUAUUAAUAGAAAACCCAAGCUGCAUUUAGAAGACACUAGCUGCACUUUUGAAACUUCACAUGACAGUAAAGAAGCAAAUAAUUCAUCAAGUACAAGUGACAAUAAGGAAUGGCCCACUGAAGUUUCUGAAAAUAAUGAAAACAUGGAUUCUGAGAAAAUGAAAGACAAUGUAAAUUCAAUAUCAAAAAUAGUCACACACGGCAAAGAAUUUGUUAUUGACAAGGAAGAUCAUUUCACACAUUGUAGGAGAAGUAAACGUAAAUCUAAGAAUGACAAGUUAUCAAUAAUUACUCAAUUACCCAAUGAUAUGAAGGAAAAAGAAAAUGAAUUUUCCACAGAUGGUGAAGAAAAUUCCAUUAAAAUAGUGAAGACCGUAACAGAUUCAAAUGUAAAUUUAGAAACACUUCCAAAAACUAUAUUCAAUGAAAAUUUGGAUAAUAGUCCAGUAAUUACUGGAAAAGAAACAUCAAAUGAACAGCCUGUUGUUGAAUCUCCUAUAAAACAUCCCAAAUUUAUCAAAAUGUACCAAACCUUGUCCCCUAUCUAAGAAAAGUGGUUCUUUCAUUGAGAAUAACCUGCCUACCACCUUUGUUCUUUCAACUGAUGGAUAUUUGAUAAAGAAAGGCUUUAAGAAACUUCAAGUGAGCGUGAAAAGGUUGUCAUCGUCACAAGGUGUAAUAAAGAAGGCAGCAGAUACGAGUUCAUCUCUUUCUGAAAAACCAAGUUCUUCUGAAGAAUAUGAUAAUUUUGCAAAUGUAUCCAAACAUAAUUGUAAAGUAAGUUUAGACAUAAGCGAUUCACUUGUUAAACCUCAAGAUAGUUUUUCAAAACAAAGCACAAUCUCAGAUAAACAUACUUCCAAAAAACUUAAGGUUCAUAUGACCAAAUUGAAUUCGAGCUCCCCAAAUGAAGAAUUGUCUAAUAUUAGCCCAGAGAAAAUGCAAACUUGUGAAGAAACUGUUCCUAAUUUAAAGGCAGAUAUUGUAGCCGAUGUAUUGAUACACACUGAACAGAAUGAGCAGGAAUUGAAGGAGAAAGUUAAAUCUAAAAAGGAUUUAAUUCAUGAACAUGAAGAUACCAUUACUAAACCAAAAUUAAGGAAGAGAGUUACAUUUGACAUGAAUGUUAGUGAAAUAAAGCCUAACUCUUAUGAAUUAUGUUCUGAUGUUUGUGAAAAAAAUCAUAGCCAAAAUGAGAUUCCUGAUCAAGUUGAAAAAAUAAUUGGUAUUAAUGAAACUCCCUAUGCUAUCGAUCUUAUAGAAUCAACUGAAAGUGAAAUUACAGAAAAUUCAUUAACAUUGGAAGAAGAUACAUCCAUAGAGAAUCAUGACCAGAAGAAAAGUGAAACUCUAAAUUCAAAAUUAUUGAGAGAAAAUUCUUCAAAUAAUACUUUUUUAUAUUAUAAGGGUAUAAUAGAAACAUUGAAUUCCUUCCAAUCCUUGCCCUUGUCUAAUGUUCAGAAAAAAAAAUCAUUGUCGCUAACUAUUCCUAAAGCUGAAGAAAUGCCAGAGGCAAAAAUUCUAGAUUCUCCCAAGAAAACAUUAAAGAACAAGAAAAAGUUUGAUACACAUGAACUUCAAGAUGAUACCAUCAGUGCGGAUCAAAAUGAGAAAGCAGAUGUUAGUUCUGAAAAGUUUGAUAAAAAUGAAUCUACUUCAAAACCAUUAUCUAGUAAUAAGGCCAUAACUGAAUUAGAUAAUAACAGAUACAAAAAAUUAAAAAAUAAUAAUAGUAGAUCAGAGCAAAAUGAAAGUGAUAAUGAUGAUUCUGUUAUACUAGACAAAGAAUUAUCGGAUUUAGCAAAAGGUUGUUUGGAUUCCGAUAGCACUGUUGGUGGAGAUGAUGAUAGUGUCCUUAAUUUUAACAUUGCAGCAUCAGAUGAUAGCACAUCAGAUGUUAAUUUUGAUCUUAAUAAGGAAAAAAUGUCAACUUCAAAACUAUCUGUAAAUCAACAAAGUAAACUUUCUUCUCCACAAAAUAUCAAAAAAAGGUUCUCCAAAAAGAUUAAGUCUCUUGUAAAGAAUGCAGAUACUAUUAACGAUUUAGAUCAACUGAAAUCCUCAAAAGGUGUAAGCAAAGUUUCUCCCCAAUCAGAGAGUGAUUUUCCUAUAACAAUGGCAGAAGAAGAUGAUGAAAUUGUAAACAGAACAAAUGAUGAUAUGGUAAUCUCUAACAGUGAAGAGCCAAACACACAUAUUAUUCAUGUUAAUGCCUCAGAUACUAGUAAGCCAAUUUCAGAUGUAAAUAUCACUGAAGAUUCAAAAACUGAACAUGUUGAAAAGCAUUUUAAAAACAGUAAAGUUCAUAAAAAGAGAAGAAAAAGACUUGCUAAAAAAUCAAAAAUUAAUUCAAGGGCUAUUUCUUUUGUGGAAAAGAGUGGUGAGCAUGAACUUAUUCAGAGCACUAAAUGUUUACCAUUCUUUGAAAUAGAAACAGACGAAACCUGCCAUGAAGUAAAGGACAAUCAGGAUUCAAAUAAGGACUCUAUUAUUGAAGAAAACUUGAAAAAAGUAUCAAAUACAAUUGUUGGUACUGUUGAAGUAUUGGGAAAAAAUGAAAUAUCUAGUGAUAAUGUUUUAGAACAACAACUAGUACAAGAAGAAAUACACAAUAAUUUAGAAGAUUUAAAACCAAAUAAUGUUUCUCCAUUGCGGAAAAUACGGAAGACAAAAAGUAAUAUGAAAUGUAUUUUAUCUGAUUAUAAUAGUUGUGAGAGUGGGAAUAAAAUUACAAAUUGUAUCAGUAGUAAUGUAAAACAAGAUUUAGAGCUUAAUAAGUGUCCUCUAAGACAGAGAAGAACUGUAAAACAUACAGAGGAAGACUUUUCUCAUAAAAUGAACCAUAACACAGAACAUAAUUUAAAGGUUACAGAAGAAAUAAAAUUACCCGAAUCAAGAUUGAGAAGAACACGUACAGUGAAAGCUACAGAAAAAAAUUUAUCAAGUAGCUAUGAGGUGAUUGAGAAGGAUGAAUUGAAGAGUAGAAUAUCAGAAAAUAAAGUUGAAAUUGGUGCUGAAAGUGAAAUAUUUUGCAAUUAUGAGACUGAAGAAAUAAAUCUGUCUGUAAAAGUUAACCAACCAGAUCCUAUAGUAUCAGACGUAAGCCUUUCCUCAUUAGCAAAAAGAACACGCAAGGGAAAAAAAGUUAACUAUGGAAUUUCUUCUGAUAUAAAUGUUGAAACAGCUACUGAGGUAUUGAAAGAAAAUGAUGUUAAAGACAAAUCGGACAUAGAAAGUAGUAAAGAAGAACAUUCUGAGAAGGACAUAUCUUCAAAAUGUAAUUUCAAACCUAAUUCAAAAAGGCAAAUUUCUAACGAAUGCAUUUUAGGUGAAGAUAUAAAAGAAUCAUUGCAAGGAAAGAAAAUUUGUGUGCAAAAGCAGGAGACAGAAACAUUAAAAAGCUUGACAUCUUAUGAAGCUGUAUCUAAUCUAAAGGAUGUCCAAAAAACCAAAAAUGAUCCUGAAAAGAAAAUGACUAUGCAUCAAGAUCAGACUAAGCAAUUUGGAACACCUGAUAGUCCUGAACAAAAAGUCGAAGCAAUAAACCAAGAAAAAAUUUGUGAAAUGACACUAAAUGAUAAACUCAAUAACUUUGAAGAAUGUCAAGAUAAAAUUAAACUCAAAACAAAUUUUAUAAAGUCUGAUUUAAUGAUUAAAGAAGAUAAGACUGACACUAAAGAACAACUAGUAGUAUCUAGAUCAAUGUCUACUGAUAGCACUGACGAACCGCUCAUAUUUGUGAAGCAAAAAUUAUUAUCAGACAAAUUUGAGGAGGAAAAACCUCUCCAAGAAGAAAAAAAGUGUGAAGAAUGUGAGGAAAAGAAAACCCUUUGUAAAUUAAAUGAGGUACAAAAUAUAAAUAUUCAAGGCAUUGUUAAAACCUGUGUAUCUGAUACUCCUAACAGGACAGGAAACUCUAAUGACCAGAAAAGCAAUAGUUGUAAUGAAGAAAAAACACUAAGAAAUACAGAUAAUGACAAAAAGCAGUCCAAUUCUAGAGUAAAUAACUUUUCUAGUGGAAAUUCUAAUACCAAAUCUUGUAACAAUGCAAACGAUGUAUCUAGUUCAGAUAUACUACCUGAAAAAAGCCUUCCAAGUUCACCACAAGCUACAGAAGAUGCUACUAGUAUUAAUAAAGAUUUGUACCAAACUGCUCUGGAUGUUUACUCUUCAUUUUCUAAUUCCACAAUCAAUAUUAAGUCCAAGGAUGCUCUCAGGAAGAAAAGAGAUAAAGCCGAAGUUGAUGCUGAGAUCAAGAGAAGGUUAGCUGAAAUAGAUGAACUCGAAAAAUUAGCUAGAAAUCAGCAUGCCAAUUUAGUGGAUAAAAUUGGAACUAGGACUCGAAGCAAGGCAGCAAAUCAAAACAAAUCCACAACUGAUGAUGUUGUGAGUAUCUCUAGUGAUGAGUCUAAUAACUCACUAGAGGAUACAUCCAGUAUUAUUUGUCAAAAAUCCAUUGAAAUAAAGAAAUCUGAAGAUGUUGUAAAUGAAGAACCAACUACCACUCAUGUAGUUGAAACAGAAAAAGUACAACUUGAAGAAAAUAAAUCAAAAGACGACUUUCUAAAAAUUAAUUUGUGUGAAGAUAAUUUAUCCACUAUAGAUGUAUCUACUGAUACAACAAAAAAAGUCAAGAAUAAGAAGUCAAAUGAAAUCUUUUCAGCACUCAAAUCACAGGAGGCCUCUUCAGAAAGUCCUAGCAUGCAGUCAAAUGAAAAUGUUGAAACAGAUGAUCAUAGUGUUCCAGAGACACUUCAGACAAAGAAUAAUAAACCAACAAAUGAAAUACUUGCAAAAGCUACUAUUAAUGGUGAAAAUGUUACAUCAUUAAUAACUAUUCAAAAUAGUGGACAAGAUGAUGAAAAUAAACCUCUCUCUGAUAUUAUUGAGGAAGAAAAGAAUUCUUCUCCAUUGGUUGAACAAAAAUCUAAACGGGCCAGGAGAAAUGUUGUGUCUAUAUAUCAGUUUAGAGGAAGUGAUGAUGAAACAAACUCUAAGAAUAUAACUCAAGCCAAGUUUAACUCUAACUGUUUUUCUAAGAAUAGACAUGCAAUAGCAAAGGAUAAAAAUAAACCUAUAACUUCACCAGAGAUUUUAAAAUGCAAGCAUCCAUUUCAAGAGGUUACUGUUAGGAAAACUAGAAAUAAGACUUCAAUAAACAAGAUUUUACCUAAUAAGAUUGUUGAUUAUAGCAUAGAAUCUGGAAAGAAAGACAACCAUUGUGAUAAACUAUCCGAACCAGCAUCAGAACCUGAAUCAGUCAGAAGUAAUUCUACAAAUGAAAUUCCUGAACCAGACUCUAGCACACCCGGAUUGAAUACUACAACAACAUUAAUUAGUUCAAAACUGUCACCAGUUGAUAUCCAAGAAACUUCAGUUACUAGAAUUGAAAAUGAAUCGGAUGUACACAAUUUUAUAGAGUCGGAUCUUAAUAGUAUUAAUGAAAAACAAGAUGUAGAAUCUACACCCAAAGAGGUUUUUAGACAGCCUUACAGAAAAUCAUUGAUACAUAGAAGGAGGAAGAGAAGAAAACCAAUAUUUGGAAGGCAUGUUAGUAUUCAGAAAAAACUGGUACCUCAGGAAAGUGAACCUAAUGUUAUGAAUGAGAGCAGUGACAUUGUCAGUACACAAAGUGAGGAAGCUGUAUCAUCCUCUAAUAGUUCAAUUCAAUUAAUAUCUGCAAAAACAAAAACAAGGAGACGAAGAAAAACUGUUAUGGAUCUUUUGAUGGAAGAUUCAAUGCUCUCGGUUACUAGAGAUUUUCCAAUGUCUCCAAAUCCGUAUAUUUUGCCAACAUUUUAUAGAGACAUUGAUUUGUCAAGUCAUAGUAAUAAAACUGUUCCUUGUAAUGAUUCUUCUGUUUCUGAGCAUAACUCAAAAGAGUCAAUACAAAACCACGAAUUGAUCCCCAAACCAGAUAUCAUUGCACAAAAAUUAAGGCUGUUAGAAAAACUAAAAAGUAUCAGCAGAAAGAGCAGAAAAACUAGACAGUGCAGGACAUUGGUUUGUUACAAUGAAGAUUCCUUACCAGAAAGUCUCGUGGAAUCUCCAGUGGGUGAAACAAAUCCUAACACUACUGAUGUAGGAAUAUUAUCUCAAGAAUUAGUUGUAACACCAAAUGACAACAUGAAUGAAAAUGAGUCAAAUAAUACUUCAUCUUCAUCAGAAAAAAUAGAUUUGUUAACAGAAGACCAAAUAAAUCUUACUCAUGGCAGUAUAGUUACAUCACCCGAAUUAAGGAAAAGGGUGAGAAAAACUAUUUGUAAAGCUCAUCUUAAAAAGUCAAGAAAAUCUAGGUUUGUUAACAACUUAAAAGAGAAUAGAGAAGAAAACCAAAAGGAAACUUCUACUAUUUUUGAAGAAAAAUCUGACACUUUAAAAGAAAACCCAGUUGAAAACAAGAAUAACUUCCCAGAAGUUCAAAAAAAUAUUCAUUUGGUAGAAAUUAAUAAUAGCUUGUUAUCUAUUAGCAAAAGUAACAUAAGUGAAGAGCCUUCAGAUUUUGAUAAACUUCUACAAAAUAAACCAAAUGAGACUAAAACAGAACUUUAUAGUUUUGAGCAAUCUUUCUCUCAAGACAAUUUUGAUGAGAAAUCUGAUGAUGGUUCAGACAACUACCACAGUGCUUGCCCUUCACCAUUGCCAUCUGAUAGUGAAGAUGAUGAAAAUACCGUGUCAGAGGCACUUGUUAAGGAGCCUCCUUCAAGCACUAGUAUUCUCAGUAUGAAGCCGUUAUCUCAAAUACAUACAGAUAAAAUAUUGUGUAGCAUUCUUAAAGCGAAGGUUGGGAAAAUGUUACCAUACUUUGGUGAUACUUCAACAGAUGAAGAAGAUCUUGAUGAAGAUACUCCUCUCUCCGUAAAGCUUUCUAAAUGUAGUGAAAUAGUUAACUUAUUGCCAAUUGAUGAAAAGAAAAAUAAAUCAAGCUUCGACGGUAAAGGAAUAUUAAAUCACCAAGCAGGUCAUUUUCCAACAACAAAAAAGAAAAUGUUUAAAUCAGAAGAACCUGCUUUUCAACAUAGUCUACGAAAAUCUGAAAGAAAGAUCACAAGAAGUAGUGCUAUUGAUUCAUCUAAUGAGGACAACAAUAUCAAAACAAUGAAUAAAGAAGAAGAAGAUAAUGGCUUGUUACCCUUGAGCGCUACAUCUCCUGCUUUACUCAGAAAAAGUACUCGAAAAUCAAGAAUUGUUAAUUUUUCAUGUCAUGAGAAACAUGAUAUUCAAAAUAGCAAUGAUCUUAUAACUGAAACAAAAAGCGAACUAAGUAAUGAUGUAACUAAUUGCAAUAAUGAACCAAAUUUAGACAUACCAGAAAAAAUAACAAUAUCUAAAAGAAGAGGAAGACCUCCCAAGGCAAAGCGAACAAAAACUGUACAUAAUGUUGAAGAAAAAUUUGAAGAAUUAAAUACUGAAAAUACUGAGAAAUCCUUAAAUGAUCAAGAUCAUUUGGUUCAUUUAGGAAAUAAUGAAAUAUGUGGUACUGAAAUUAUUGAAAAUAUACACAUUAUUAGAAAGAAAGGAAGGAAACCAAGAGCACAUAAUAUAGAUUUAAUAAAAAAAUCAUCUAACAGUUGUGAUGAAAUUAAAAUUGAUGAGGAUAAUUUGGAUGCCUCAUCAGACACAUUCAAAGUAAAUCAAGACUCAACUAGAUUGGAAUUAAGUGAUUUGGACUCAGCCAUUCAGAAAAGUAUUAGUCUCAGACGAACAAGAUCAAGACGUACAAAAUUGAGUGAAGACCCGCAAAAAAGUGGUCAAGAUCUGAUGAAUGAUAACUUACAACAUGAAGAGGACAUAAACAAAGAAGAGAGCUUGGAGUUGUCUCUGACCGAGGAAACAAAUAAUCUAUCUCCGGAUAAAGAGUUUGAUACAAAGAGAAGAGGCCGAAAGAGUAAAUCAUUACUAUCCAAUAACAAUGUGCACUUGCUGGUAAAUGAUAAUUCUUUUGGUGAUGAGGGCUCAAAUGAUAAUUGCGUACAAAUUCCACCUACUGCAAAGAACCAUGAACUAGCCAUAGAAACCACUUACAAUGAAUUACCUCCUGCUUUGGUAAAAACAAGAGCUAGAAGACUUAGAAUUCAGACACCAGUUAAUGUGUAUUUAGAACCACCAAAUUUAGAAAUUCCUUACACAUCCUCAGCUAAAGACAAACCUAGUGAAGUUGAGGUAGACAUUGACUCGACUUUGGUCAACAGUAGUAGUAACGUAAUUUUGUCAAAUAAGAGACAAAAAAGAAAACUAAGAAAAGUGCUUGAUCCUAAUAUACAAUUGAAAGGAGAUACUGAACAUUUGUUUGUUUCUCCUGAAGAAGUUAGAAAUCCAUUAGAUGGGUCUGAAAAUAACGAAGAAGAAAAUAAAAUUAGUAGUUCAAAUGAAUCACAUUUUAAUAUUGAAGAAAGGAAAACACUACCUAAGAAGAGAGGAAGGAAAAUAAAAAAUAAAAUGAACUGUAAAAAAUCAUGUAUAGAACCUAAUUUUACAAGAACUGAAAAUUACAUGGAAUCUGAUUUAGAAAUUGAAAUAAAUAUUCCAGUAUUAAAAGAUGAUUUCUCAAAUGAUGAAAAUGUUAAGGAGAGUCCUUGUUUGGAACUGGAGAAUUCAUCAAAAUCAAUUUUAUUUGAAUCAGAAAUUCAUUCUGAAGGAUACGUUGGAGCUUUAAAUAAAAAUGAUUCAGAAGUAAGUGAAAACACUAAUGCUUUAGCAAGAGAAUCUACAAAACGAACAAGGAAUUUGACAGAAAAUGCUUUGGUGAUAGAGUCAAGUAGCAGUGUUCAAACUGCAGUGUCAGAGGAUGAAGAAGAAAGAGAAGGUGAUGAAAAUGUAACCAAAAAAAGAAAAAUAAAUGAUGUUCAACCAGUUCAAAGGACAGUUUCAGAUGAAAUUAACAAUAAACCAUCUUCAACCAACUACCAUGAACCUUCUUCAGAUACAAGUGUCAACCAAGCAUUCCUGUGGAAUAAGAUAAGUGGUUUCCUCAACAAAACAACAAGGUCAGUUGGAACGCAGGUAAAAGUCAAGAAUAUGGCUUUAAAAGGGUUUGAUACUUCUGAACCAGAAGUAAGUUUACAGAGUGAGUUGACAUUACCUCAAGUCAUCAAAACUUUAUUUGAAGAAUUAAAAUGUAUAGACAGCAGCUUUUUAAAUCCGUAAGAUAAUGACACUUUUAAUAUUUAAACCCACAGGUAUACCUUUAUUCUAAUAAACAUUGGAUAAAAUAAUUACUUUUAAAUUAUUUAAUAGUUCAUUUUUACGGAGAAUAAUAAACUUUUCCUUUCUUAAAACAAAUUAUUUUCAAAAAGUUAUCUGUUCAUAUAUUGAAAUAAUACCACUGGUUACAAGAAUUCAGGCUGUGAAAAACUUAGUAUUACUCUUCAUUUUAGCUGUUUAGGUAUAUUUUUAAAGUUGAUAAAGCUUACGUACAAAACACAUGUAAAUAUAUAAAUAAAAUAGACCAAGUGCCUUUACAUGUAAAUGGACAGAAUUACUAUGUGUAGUUGCUAUGUAAGAUAUACAUUGUAUAUGUGUAAGUAAUGUAUAUAUUUCUUCUGUUAGGAUCUGAGUUAGUCGUAUCUAAGUUUAUGUACUUAUUGUUAUCAUUUAAAAUCUCAAUAUGUAAAAUCUAUGAAAAUAUUAUAUUUUGCUGUUAUUAUAUUGGAUGAUAUUAUUCAGCCAAAUAAUGUCCAUUAUAUUCUAUCUAAGUAAUACAUAAUUGAAGAGUUUAGUAUUAUAAUGUCUUUAAUUUGGUACAAUAAAAUUUAAUUAGAAAUAUUACAUUUAUGUAUUAUCUCAAACUCAAGCCUCAAUUUUUAUUUCUCAAAUUGCUGCCAUGGAAAUGAAGUAUUUAACAACUACUUUAAGGAGGUAUUUGUUUUGGUAGGGAGUUUUUUUUUUUAGGAAAAUUAUGUUUAGUUAGGACUUGAAAGAGUUUGCCUUUUAUUCUUGUAUCAUAUUCCCGUUGGAUGUAUUGAAAGUCUGGCUUAUUUACUUUAAACUUAAAGUAAGUCAAUGGUUUUAUAUAGCUGUUAUAUUUUUACUAUAUCUGUUUUUAGGUCAUUACUUAGUAAUGUUUGUUUAGCACUAGUUUAUUUUAUCCUAAUUUCUCUUUCAAAAUAAUCAUUUUUUAUUUAAAACUUUUACGUUAGCAGGAAAAUGUUCAAUGUAACAACGGCUUAACCACAUAAUAUAAAGGGUGGAUAGCCUAUUGUAAUAGUCUAUUUACCAUGUUUAACCAGAGUUCAAGUUAAAUGUUUUUUGACAAAAAAUAUAUAUCGUUUACCUUUCAAAUGCUCAAUACAGCACCCAUGAAAUUGACGUAUCUUUAUUUACCUAUUAUUGAAAGUGCGAUCAAGGUGAUCCCUUUCACUUUCUUUCUCUCACUAUUCUAUCUCCCAGUUUCCAUUGAUGAUACUGUAAACAAUCAAAGAUGUGUUUGUACCCAAGGUAUGUCUAUCAAGAGCUUGAACCUUGCACCUCCCCCCCUUAAAAACGACUUAUUUUCAUAAACCAUAUAUACCUUUACCAUGUUCAAAGAAAAAGGUCAUCCCUAUCAAAUGGAAUGGAUAAUAAAUUUUUUUUUUUUAUUUUAGUGAAUGAUGGAGUAAUACAACACAAAAAGUUGUAUUUGGAUUUUGUAGAUUUCUCUGCUUGUAACAUUUAAAUGACAAAUUCUUGAAUGUGUUUUAAGGAGAAACAAUGUAGAAUAUAACUUUAAGAGUUAUAAGAAUUGAACUUUUCUAUAAUUUUACUUGUUAGGUAACAUACUUAAGGUUUUUGUUUUAUAGCUUUAAAAAUUUAAUGGAUCUCAAGUACUUGAUUCAAACAUGUUUUGAUGUUUAAAGGUCAGUUUGGAGUACUUGACUAUGGCAGCAAUCUCACACAAUUGUGUGAAUUUUAUAAAAUAAUGUUUAAAAUAUACUUUUUUACUGAUAAA